Penicillium samsonianum is the source of this 438-nucleotide messenger RNA. RefSeq lists its product as uncharacterized. The transcript has 3 exons. Lineage: Eukaryota; Fungi; Ascomycota; Eurotiomycetes; Eurotiales; Aspergillaceae. The record is from RefSeq and is a predicted model, not a curated record. The coding region runs from base 1 to 438 and encodes 145 amino acids.
AUGGUCUGGAGAAAGCCAGGCGCCGCGGGUCCUGCCCCAAAUGUGGCCUCAAGAAACAUGCUGCUUGAGGAUGCUGAGAAGAAGCUCGAGGCCACUAAGAAAGAACUCGAGGAGGCAAAAAAGCGCGCCGGUAAAGGAAAAGAACACGCCUACCAAGCUGGAAAAGGUGCUUGGGGCAUUGCAGAAGCCCAAGCCAAGAAUGCCCUCGAGUUGCCUUCGGGCGAACACUUGCCGUCCACUGCCUCUGCCUCUACUUCAACCUCCCACAAGCCCUCAAUCCACCAGUGGUUCAGCCAUUGGCCACAAGGUGUGGAAAUCCUCCAGGGGCCCUAUAACGGGAAAUCCAAGGCACGAGAACAGAAGCAGCUCGGAAUUUCGGCUGCUACUCAACAUUUGCUCCGCCCUCAUGCUCUUCCUCGCGCAGGCCGUCACCACUGA